This is a messenger RNA of Lactuca sativa (garden lettuce), 788 nucleotides long. RefSeq lists its product as uncharacterized. NCBI's taxonomy places the organism in Eukaryota, Viridiplantae, Streptophyta, Magnoliopsida, Asterales, Asteraceae. The record is from RefSeq and is a predicted model, not a curated record.
CACAAUGGAAUCCCUCAAAAUCAGUAAUACAAACCGUAACGGAUUGGAGAAUCCUUUCCAUAUUUUCAUCAAAUCUCUCUAUUAAACCAUUCAUCAUCAUUACCAUUCACACAGUGAAGGUGAAAUGUCACCCACAAGAACCACAAAUUCUUCAAUUUUCGAAGCGUUCUCGCUAACCCCACUUCCAUAUCCGGUUCUUUUGAUCUUGUCGCUCAUCUUCUUCUUUCUUGGAUUUCAAUGGUACUCUUCUUACGAAGAAGCCAUUGAAGCUACUGAAGAGAGCUUCAAUUGGGUUCUUUUAAUCACUCCAUUAAUUCUGCUUUUUGCUGUCAAAUGGUUGUCAAAUGUGGAGCACCCAGAAAAGUUUUUUGGGUUUGGGUUGUCACCGUGGGAGCGUCGCCGUUGGCUAGCGUACCAGUCGCCGGAGGAGGGAGGUUCGCCGUGGGGGGUGGCUGCUUUGAUAUUGUUGGUGCUUGUCUUGAUGCAGUUUCAUUCUACUGUUCUUGAAAGUUGGUUUUGAUUAAAACGAGUUGAAUUUUAAUGGGUUUUGGGGGUUAAUGUUAAUUAAAGUGAGGUUUGAUUUGUUUUUGUGUUUACUUAGAAUGAAUGUUUAAUAUGAGGUUUGAUUUGUUUGGUACUACUACUCAGUUUGUGCUAUGGUUAGUUGUACAUUGAGCUAUAUAGGUUGUAAUAUUGCUCUUAUAUUUGGUUUUUUGGCUUGUAUAAUAGUAUCUAAUUUAUGCUUGUAUUGCUAUUCAUGAAAUAGGAUUAUUCAUGGGUUUUUAGUA